This is a messenger RNA of Penicillium mononematosum, 705 nucleotides long. RefSeq lists its product as uncharacterized. Bases 1 to 705 code for a protein of 234 amino acids. The transcript has a single exon. NCBI's taxonomy places the organism in Eukaryota, Fungi, Ascomycota, Eurotiomycetes, Eurotiales, Aspergillaceae. The record is from RefSeq and is a predicted model, not a curated record.
AUGCCUGUUCCCCACUACGGCGUCUGGGCUUGCCGCCCAACUAGAUAUAAAGCCGAGGGACACGGAGUACGCACCCCACACAUCGAGCUCUUUUUCACUGAUGAUAGCUCGAGGAAGCGGAAGGCUGCUAUCAACGUCAAAUCGACCAGUGAAGAUUCUCGCCUCGUGUUUCAGGUUACACGCGAUUUCUCCCCCCCCAUCACCGAACAACUCUCGAAGUUGAAGCUAGGCCUUCACUUAGUCCAGGAUUCUAAUAGCGACGACGGCGAAAAUCACCGCCAUUACCUUUAUAGCCAUUACCAUUCACGAGACCCCAAUUUAGAGGGUCUCGACUAUUCUCGCACGGAGAAUCUUGUGGAUAUUCGGUCUGGGGAAGUCCUGCCGCAUGACAUCCCAGGCCGUGACAAUGAUAUCUUGGACAAGAUAACGCCAAUCCUCGAUGAUGUUAUCGACAACACUGAGGAUUCUAUCGGCAACUCUCCAACCGCUUUUAUUUUUGGGUCUUCCUUCGGAUCUGGUAUCCAUAAUAUUCAUAUGAACCAGGGCAGUCUUCCUGAGUUUGACAAUGGUGUCUACUCAGACGGAGCCCUGCUGUUCAAAUUUGACGAUGAGCACUGGGAAGCCGUGUUUCUGGCCUUUGCUUCGCAGAAGCUCCCAACCGACGAGGAAGGAAAGCCAAAGCCAGGCAGUAGGACUUUAGCCUAG